ACAAUAUCAAGAUGGCAUGAAAAAUAAAUGUAUAAAUCGGUGUCAAACAAUUGUUAACUUAUCGGUUAUUGUCAAGUUUAUGGUAAUUUAUUGCGAGAUUUCAACUAUUAUAUUCACACGAGAUGCCUUAUUUAAAGAAAAAUGCUGCUGCAAAUCUGAGGACACAGAUUUGCGCUUUGUAUAAUGCCAAUGGUGACUGGCGUAAUCUUGCAAACGUACUACAGGUGCCAAAAAGAACCGCGUAUCGAUGGGUUAACAACCAAGAACAACCGGAAAAGCAGUGAGGAGGUAAACGUAGAGCUAAAAUAACUGAUGAGCACCGUCAAUUCAUGGAACGUUCAGUCGAAGAAAAUCCUAAAAUUACUCUUAAAGGACUGAGUGAAAAAAUCCGUGAAGAUUUUGCACUCAAUGUCUCCAACGAAUGCGUUCGACAGCAUCUCAAUGGAUUGAUGUUUACUUUGAAGACUGCUCGUAGAGAACCAGAGAACGCGAAUAGUAUUCAAACGAAAACAAGCAGGAGUAUUUAUGUAGAAAAUUUAUUGGAUCUUCAAGCACAAAAUAUACCUAUCAUAUACAUGGACGAGACAAACUUUAAUUUGUUCAUAUCGCGGACUCAGGGUCGUUCAAAAAAAGGGACUCGCUGCACAACAGUGUCUGCAGGUUGCAGAGGGUCGAAUAUUCACCUAAUAGGAUGCAUUGGAAACAUGGGGCUAAUUCAUUCCGAACUACGUCGGGGCUCUUUCAAGAAGCCGGAAGCAAAUGAAUUUGUGAGGCAAUGCCUAAGAAGAGCGCAAGGCCUUUACCAAACUGGAGUUGCAUUACUUAUUGAUAAUGCUCCAUGCCACUCUACUAUUGAAGAGGUUUUUGCAGAAAACGAAUUUGAACACCACACACUUUUACGACUAAGUCCGUACAGCCCUAUGUUUAAUCCUAUUGAACAAGCGUGGUCUGCAUUAAAAGCAGGAGUAAAAGCAGAUAUGGCUGUACAGCUAAAUAACAUCUUGGCUGGUGCUGACCGGGAUCAUCUGACUCAAACAGAAUAUCGAAUGCAGAAAUUAGAGAACACCGUUCAUAAUAAUAUGGACAAGAUUACUGUUGCCAAUUGCGCAAUGUUUAUUGCCCACAUCCAACGAUUUAUCCCUUCUGCAUUGAAUAUGCAAGAUAUAAAUUUUUAAGAGUGUUAUUUAAAACAUAACGUUACCUACUUUCUUAAGUAAUAUAAUUGUUAUCUACUGUGUUUGUAAGUCAAUGAAAUGUUUUUGCCCAUUUUAUUUUAUUUAAUGCUGAUAUAUAAUUUUAUUUCCAUGUCAAUUUAAAAUUCAUAAAUGC
Molecule: messenger RNA, 1329 nt
Organism: Onthophagus taurus
Lineage: Eukaryota; Metazoa; Arthropoda; Insecta; Coleoptera; Scarabaeidae
Source: RefSeq, a predicted model, not a curated record